This is a messenger RNA of Penaeus chinensis, 1351 nucleotides long. RefSeq lists its product as uncharacterized. NCBI's taxonomy places the organism in Eukaryota, Metazoa, Arthropoda, Malacostraca, Decapoda, Penaeidae. Bases 1 to 939 code for a protein of 312 amino acids. The transcript is spliced from 6 exons. The record is from RefSeq and is a predicted model, not a curated record.
AUGACGUUAAUAAUUCACAGAGAAACUGCAGAUUCCGAGACUGAUGACUUUGAUGGCCAAAGACUGAUGGGCCUCCUGGUUUUGGGAAAUAGUGGUAGCUUGUUUCCAGGCAGUGAGCAAGAUGCCAGAAGACCCGCUCUCGGCAUCACCAUCACGCGCGUGAGCGUCCCGACGCCCCUGGCCGUGGGAGAGGGCGGCGUCCUCGAGUGCGAGUGGACGUACGACGGCGACCACGUGUACACCCUCAAGUGGUACCAGGGCCUCAGAGAGUUCUACCGCUGGACGCCGCAGGAGACGCCCCCCGCCAAGGCCUUCCCGAUGGACGCGCGGCUGAGCGUGGACCUGCGCGAGUCCGAGGGCGGCCGCGUCAGGAUCCGCAACGUGACGCUGGCGGCGAGCGGACCCUACCGCUGCGAGGUGUCCGGCGAGGCGCCCACCUUCCAGACUGCCCUCCGCUCCGCCGUCAUCACCGUCGUCGACCUGCCUGACGAGCGACCUGUCCUCUCGACGCCCGGGAACGAGGUCAUCCGGAUCGGUGACGUCAUCACCCUGAACUGCUCGUCCCACGGUGCCAAACCAGCGCCCGAAAUCUCCUUCUAUGUGAAUGAUGUGACGGUCGACCCCAUCUGGAUGACGGAGCGGCUGGUGACCCUUGACCCCGACACGCACCUGGAGACGGCGUGGCGCGGCCUGAACUUCUCGCUCCGCCCAGGCCAGGUCGAGCGAGGUCAGGUCAGGGUCAAGUGCGUGUCGUCCUACCCGAAGCUGUACUGGAAGAGCUCCGAGGUCGUCCUUCAGGUGGUGGGUGCCGAGGGCCUCGCCGGCGCCAGCGGCUACAAUUCGCAAGGAUUCGCUCUGACUGACAUCGCUCACCCGCUGGACAUCGCUCCCGUUCUCUUGUUUUUGCCUUGUCUACACUUUAUCGUCGCCUUUUUCUAGUUCCCUGUUUUUCUUUUCUUUUCUCUGGUCUUCGUUCCUUGCUUCUUUUCUUUCGUCCUUUUUUUUUUUGUAUCGAGUCUCUGUCUUGUCUCUGGCAGGUUGUUUGUAUAUAUAUAAAAAAAAAAUUUUUUUUUGUACUUUUUUUUCUUUUAUCCGCUUUUGAUGUUAUGUUUGUGGCUGUGUCAUUUUUUUUUUCCUUUUUUUCCUAAACGUAAGAUGUUCAAAAGUGUUUUCGCCGAUAUUUGCUGAUUUUCGUUGCCUCGUCUAUGUAUUUAAUUCCUUUGCUACUCUCUCUUACUUUCUGUCUCUCUCUCUCUCUCCCUCUCUCUCCUUUUAUCUCCCUCCCUUCCUCUCUUUCUCCCUUUCUCCCUUUUUCCCUCAUUCUCUCUCUAUUUAUGCUUCACACCUUUCU